AUGUCUGAAGAUGGAAGUUCAUCCCAUAGAACAGGCAUCACUAGUGAUGACCUGACCCAAAUACUCACAAAUCUCUUAAAAUCCCAAACACCAAACCCAUCCAAACAGAGCCUAUCCGAUAACCUCAAAAUUAGCAUCACCCUUAAUAGCCAAAAUUAUGCAUUAUGGGCUCGCAUGAUUCGAGUGGCAAUUGGAGGGAAGUCAAAAUCAUUACUGAAUCAUUUAUCCAGUAAUCCUCCAGAUGCAACACAUGAAAGUUAUGAGCAAUGGGAACAAAACGACUUAGUUGUGUUUUCAUGGCUCAUACAAAACAUAGAACCAAGCCUUGCCAGCAACCUUACCGAAUUUCCCACAGCAAAAUCAUUGUGGGAUGCUCUUGUGGUUACAUACAGCAGUGGAAAAGAUAAACUGCAACUGUUUGAUCUUCAUGUCAAAGGCAAUGAAAUCAAACAGAAAGGCAUACCUCUUGAAGAUCUCUGGAUCGUUUUACAAGGGAUCUGGGGAGAAAUUGAAAGAAGGGAUCCAAAUCCUAUGAAGUGUUCUGUUGACAUCACAACAUACAACAGAAUAAGGGGGGAGCAAAAACUGUUCCAGUUUCUAAAUGCCUUGGAUCACAGGUACGACCCAAUAAAACGGGAAAUACUUAGAUGUGAUCCACUUCCCUCAUCAGAAGGAGCCUAUGCAACAGUUAGAAAAGAAACAGCUCACCAGAAAAUCAUAGGAGCAGCCUCUGAAACAACCAUAGAACAAGGUGUGGCAGCAGGACUAGCUGUCACAGGAGAAGGAGAAUCUGAAGGUGCAGGAUUCAUAUCCAAGGGGCAGAGACGACCAUUCACACAAUCUGCAUCACAGAAACAAGAUAAAUCACACCUAAAGUGUGAACACUGUAAGAAGACAAGACACACCAAAGAGCAGUGCUUUAAACUUGUAGGCUAUCCUGAAUGGUGGAAUGAAGGGAGCAAACGAGGAGAUGUAACUGCCACCAAUAACAGAGGUGGAAGCAGCAGCAACAGUGCAACUGUCACCAAAAGCAGUGGCGAAAAUACAGGUUUUGGAGGGCUCAUGGCUGAAACAAAAGAGUUUUUCUACAAAUCCCAACUCAGCAGUCAGGGGGAAAUGGAAACUGAAGACUCACUGAGUUGGCUAAAGCAGGUACCGUCAUCAGAAGAAGUCAAUCACAGUACCAAUGAUGAAUCACUUCCAAAUAUAGUACCAUCCAUCGACAUCAGUGUCAACAACCAACAUCCUCCCAAUCUAAUGUUCGAGGUAAGUAACUCUGACACUGAAUCUUCCAGUCAUGAUGAAACUCCUAAUCCUUUACCUGCCCCCAAUCAUGAUGAGACAGCAACAGGCUCAACUGAUGCCAAGUCAACAACAGGUUAUUAUACUAAAGUAUGGGGAAACAUAGUUACCUGGAGAAGUAAGAAACAGACUGUGGUAGCUAGAAGCAGUGCUGAAGCAGAGUAUAGGGCAAUAUCUCAAGGGAUUUGUGAGCUAAUCUGGAUUAAAAAGGCUACUGGAAGAUCUUAA
Messenger RNA from Lactuca virosa, 1530 nucleotides. The record is from the annotation of a GenBank genome assembly. NCBI's taxonomy places the organism in Eukaryota, Viridiplantae, Streptophyta, Magnoliopsida, Asterales, Asteraceae.